Desarmillaria tabescens is the source of this 1539-nucleotide messenger RNA. Its product is annotated as alpha/beta-hydrolase. Gene Ontology annotation, cellular component: fungal-type vacuole. The transcript is spliced from 7 exons. NCBI's taxonomy places the organism in Eukaryota, Fungi, Basidiomycota, Agaricomycetes, Agaricales, Physalacriaceae. The record is from RefSeq and is a predicted model, not a curated record. Gene Ontology annotation, biological process: proteolysis. Gene Ontology annotation, molecular function: serine-type carboxypeptidase activity. The coding region runs from base 1 to 1539 and encodes 512 amino acids.
AUGUCCUCCGUUUUUCUCUUCUCCCUUCUUUUCAUUCUUAAUCCUCUCUUUCUUUCUUUUGCCCGUUCACAGUCAGUGAACUACACGACAAACUCAGGAAUAUGUGAAACGACGCCGGGAGUAUCGCAAUACAGCGGCUAUAUCUAUUUCGAUGACGAUGAAGAGGAUGCAAUGUGGUUUUGGUUCUUUCAAGCGAGAAGCGACCCCGAUAAUAAGCCGCUGACCGUGUGGUUGAAUGGAGGGCCAGGUUGUUCAUCGUUGAUUGGGCUUUUCCAGGAGCAUGGCCCAUGCACGGUCAACGAGGACUCGAACUCGACGACAUAUAAUCCUUAUAGUUGGAAUAAUCACACAAACAUGAUAUACAUCGACCAGCCGUUCGGAGCGGGAUACUCGACGGGGACAACAUUAGUGAAUUCCACGGAUCAGGCCGCUACAUACUUUUGGAAAGCGUUUCAGAUUUUCUUUGCCGACAGCACAUUUAGCGCGUACAAGGACAAUGAGUUCAUUAUUGCUACAGAAUCCUACGGGGCUCGCUUUGGACCCGUGUUCACGCAAUAUUUCCAGUCUCAAAAUGCGAAAAUUGAUAGUGGAGAUCUCGACGCAGAGAAAAUUGUCGUUUCAAAGUUGAUUAUAAGCAACGGCAAACACGACCCUUUGAUUCAGAUGAAGUCCUCUAUAACAUUUGCACAAGACGCCCCGGGAUAUGGACCCCUUGCCAACGACACCGUCUUGGCAGAUAUCCAAGAAGCCUAUAAUGGGAAUUGUUCGACUGGGCUGAAUAAUUGUUACGCCGGUGGGAACGACACCGUAUGCCACGAUGCAUUGGUUCUUUGUACCCAGGAAGUUUUUGCACCCACGAUCGGCGACCGGAAUCCGGAUGACUUGAGGCAGAAUUACACAGCGCAGCUUACAGAGGAGGAAGAGGAAGAUGAUUACAGCGAAGUUUUCCCGCCGAAGUACUACUCAAGCUACAUCCGGUCUUCACGCGUCAAAAAAGCCAUCGGUGCGAAGGGAGACUUUGAUCAAUGCGACUCUAGCCUCAAGUAUCGAUUCUCUAACGGUGGGGAGACCGGGCGGUCUUUCCUGUCGAACCUGGCAGAAUUGGCCGACGCGAAGGAGGUUGACAUAUUGAUAUGGGCGGGUGAUUCGGAUAUGAAGGCAAAUUGGAUCGGAGUCCAUGAUUGUAUCGCGCAAAUGGACUGGUGGGGAAACACGACGUUCAGCAACCUGAAUUACACAACCUUGGUGCUUGACGGGGAGUAUGUAGGAGAAUACAAGAUCGUCCCUGAUGGUGGAGUUAAGUUUGUUCGGGUCUUCGAAGCAGGACAUACUAUGCCUGCGUACCAACCCAAGGUGGCGCAGACCGUCUUUGGACGAUUCGUCAACGGCUCCAAUAUUGGAGGGGUCCAAGAAAGUCAAUCGGGCGACGGGGGCAGUGAUGAUGGAGAUGACAGUGACAAUUCCGCCCUGUCCAAUGAUACGUUGCUAUGGAGGUGGUGGAUAAUUGGAUUUUCGAUUUAUCUUCUAAUUGCAACAUGA